AUGAAAUCAUCACUGUUGCCAUGUAUUUUGUGCCCUAUAUUGUAUUUUGUGAAUGGUGAUUUUGCUCUGAAUGUAAUGUGUGAUAUUUUUAAUUUAACUUCAGAAGAUAAAUUGUUUAGUAAUUUGAUAGAUUACUUGAAUUUUACUUUGUUAUUCUAUAUGUGGCUACAGACUACUGUACUAAUUUUUUCUUGUGAUAUGGUGGAGCAUAUAUUAAACAUAUUUUUGACAGAUUUGCCAGAAUUUCCAAUUGCAUGUCAAUUUGGAGAAGCAAAUAUUGGUACAUUACAUGAAGUACUUGCAGCUUACAAGUGUCCUGUUAUUCAGAAUUGGGGCUGUUUGGAUUUAUUCUCUCUUGCAAAAAAUGAUCCCAGAAGGAGAAAGGAAAUAUUUGCUUUAAGUCAGCCAGGUGGUCAUCCAAACAACUGGAAUGCUAUAAGAAAAGAGUGUGUACAACUCAUGGAUAAUUUUGUUGAGCAACUAAAUAUUGCCAUUUCUGAAAUGACCAACCCUCAAACUGAAAGUGGAGGGAUUCCAUCUACUCCAGUAAUCCCAGUACCCAGAAUGAGAGAAAUGUCUCCUGCAAUGAGAAAUUUAUGUCUUAUUGGUCAGGACACCUCUCUUCAAUAUGAACCUCUAAAUGAAGAGCCUUUUGUGGGUUGGCAUAAAAUUUAUGAACAUGUAGUUUUGUUUGCGAAAAGCCUUAUUCCUCCUCUGCUGAAGACAACCAGAUUGAAUCAUAUAUUUGAUAAAUUUCCAGAUGCCCAGCUGAAACUCAUUUUUUCAAACAGUUUACCUGUUAUCAAUGCAGUUCAAGGAUUAUCAUUUUUAGUUGCGGCAUCAUUGACUGAAGAUGAAUAUGGAGUGGUACAAAAGGAUUUAAAUACUAUAAUAAUUGCCAUUCAGCAGCUGAAGCUAACUGUUGAUAGAGCUCAGAAAAUAGGAAAUUUUAAACGGACUCAGAAAAAUGAACAAAAUGAUAUGCAAAUGAAAGCAGCUCUUAAAGCUUCAUUGAAACGGAGUCUGUACAAAAUAUGUGUUACUUACAGAGAUCAUAUCCAAGAGUUAGAUUUACCUUCUAGUGUAUUGAAUAGUUUGCAAGUAUAUUUGUCAUUUAAGGAGUAA
This is a messenger RNA of Gryllus bimaculatus (two-spotted cricket), 1125 nucleotides long. Lineage: Eukaryota; Metazoa; Arthropoda; Insecta; Orthoptera; Gryllidae. The record is from the annotation of a GenBank genome assembly.